AUGGUAGAGGAGGAGCGGGAGGAAGAGGAGAGACAAAGGCGGAUCAAGGCUGAGCGGACAGAACCACACAGUCGAGCCCUGCCUGAAUUCGCAGCCCCCACCUGUGGGAUCAUCGCCUCCCCCAUCGUGCAGGUGAGUGGGGAAGGAUUGCCCAUUCCCAGUGCUUGGCAGGCUGUGAGGAAGAGGAAGAUGCCCCGGGACACUGAGGCAGAGCAGGAGCUGAGCAUGGAGAGCAGGGAGGACAAACGCCCGCGGCAGAACCUGGUGGAAGAGGCCGUUUUGAGCGGCUCCACGGCGCAGGAAGGCAACGGGGAGGAAAAGGCCCGGAGAUGCCGCACGAGGAGGGGCUGCAAACGCAGAUGGCGGGGAUGUGAGGGGGAAAGAGCCAGCCUGGGCCGGGAAGGCGGCCGGAGAUGGAGCCAGAGCUUGGAGCUGGUGCUCCAUGAGCAGCUCCAUGAUGGGGAGAAGCCCCACACAUGUGGGGAGUGUGGGAAGAGCUUCAGGUGGAGCUCCCACCUGAUCCGGCACCAGAGGACCCACACUGGGGAACGGCCCUACGAGUGUGAUCAAUGCAGGAAGAGGUUUCAGACCAGCUCCAGUCUCCUCCAGCACCAGCGCACGCACACAGAGGAGAGGCCCUUCCGCUGCCCUGACUGCGGGCAGGGCUUCAGGCGAAACGCCCAUCUUGUCAUGCACCUGUGA
Molecule: messenger RNA, 702 nt
Organism: Camarhynchus parvulus
Lineage: Eukaryota; Metazoa; Chordata; Aves; Passeriformes; Thraupidae
Product: zinc finger protein 184-like
Exons: 3
Coding region: 1-702 (233 amino acids)
Biological process (GO): regulation of transcription by RNA polymerase II
Molecular function (GO): DNA-binding transcription factor activity; RNA polymerase II cis-regulatory region sequence-specific DNA binding
Source: RefSeq, a predicted model, not a curated record